AUGGAAUACCGGUACAGCGUUCCCGCAUAUUGCGCGCCGGAGUUCUUGAGAGCGCUCACCAACUCGAUAAUGGCUCAGAUGGGGGCCAAUCUGAGCAGGGACUCUUUGCAAGACAUCCAGACCAGAGACCUGGCGUGCGUGGUGGUCAGCAUCGUGUCCAUCGCACUGAUACUUGUUUCCAUCCACGCGGUGGCGAUGGCCAGUAGUUCCGAGAACAAGGACGUUGCGGUGGAGGGUCACUUCGGAAGCGUCCGCGGCAGCGUCACCAUCAUCGCCGGUGUGCUUGUCAGCUCGUUCCUGGGUGUGCCGUACGCCGAUCGAAACACGCUGCGCUUCGCCGCGCCCGUGCCUUGGCACAGGAAACUGUAUCAGUUCGAUGCCACCUCGCCAGCGCCUGCCUGCGCCCAGACCAACGACAAGAAAGAUGGAAUGAACGACAGCACGUCCGAAGACUGUCUGCACCUGAACGUCUGGGCGCCGACAUGUGGUGGUCGAAUCUGCCCGGGCAACCUGACCAUCGUCAUCUUCUUUCACGGUGGCUUCUUUCAGACUGGCGGCAACAACGACCCGUACCACGACGGCGGGAUUCUGGCAGCCAUGGGAGGAGUGAUGGUCGUGGUUCCCAACUGGCGUCUGGGCCUGCUGGGUUUCGUCAGCAUGGCGACCGCAGAUUCGCCGCUUAACGUGGGCUUCCUCGACCAGGUCGAGGCGUUCCAGUGGGUGAGGCGCAACGCGGGGCCAUUCGGCGGCAACGUCUCGGACAUCGUGAUCGCUGCACAGGGCUCCGGCGCGUCGGCGCUCGGCUACCACCUCUUCGCUUACGAUGGAUCGCUGCCAGGCGUACGGAAACUCCUCUUCAUGAGCGAGAGCCCGUUUACCAGGUACCCAAUGUACGGGUACAACCGUGCAGCGGACCAGAAAAGGGCGAUCCUGGCCCGACUACUGUGCGACGAAGGCGCAGAGAAGGACACGUGGCUGCAGUGUUUGCGCAGCCUGCCCGUACAGGCACUGUUCAAGACGCCACCAGGAGCUUUGCGCAGUCUUCCAACGUUCUUCCCCAUCCUUCCUAUCAUGUGGAACCCCAUCAUGUGGAAGAAGUUCACGCCAUCUGGACUGAGUGUUCUUAUUGGCUUCUCCGAUGAUGAGGCACCCGCCAUUUCGGAAAACUUCGCCAGCUAUCUGAACUUCAACCUGCAAGACAGUGAGAGAUCGGCCAGCUCUGUUCUCACGUUGCUUGGAAUCCCGCAGGAGGAGGCCGCCGAGGUCGCCCUUAAUUACUCCAAGACGCAGAGCCCUGGACAUGAGAAGUGGGCGCAGGAACUUCUGAGCGACAUCGUCGUAGUCUGCCCAGUGCGGCUGUUCGCAGAACAGCUGCAUGCCCUCGGUAAUCGCGUGCACACUUACGUGUUCCAUGGCAGCGACGUGACGAGUGUUCGAAGCGUCGGCAGGGAGGACAUCGCCCGAAUCUUCUUCGGCUACGCCAUUUCGCAGGGGUCAACCCACUAUCUCGUGCCCGUGCGCGAGAGGUAUGCGUUGCGCGGUCAUGAGGAGCGCUAG
Messenger RNA from Rhipicephalus sanguineus (brown dog tick), 1557 nucleotides. RefSeq names its product acetylcholinesterase-like. The coding region runs from base 1 to 1557 and encodes 518 amino acids. The record is from RefSeq and is a predicted model, not a curated record. NCBI's taxonomy places the organism in Eukaryota, Metazoa, Arthropoda, Arachnida, Ixodida, Ixodidae. The transcript is spliced from 8 exons. Gene Ontology annotation, cellular component: plasma membrane. Gene Ontology annotation, biological process: acetylcholine catabolic process; choline metabolic process. Gene Ontology annotation, molecular function: acetylcholinesterase activity.